Messenger RNA from Prunus dulcis (almond), 1055 nucleotides. RefSeq names its product nudix hydrolase 26, chloroplastic. The coding region runs from base 100 to 804 and encodes 234 amino acids. The transcript has 7 exons. Gene Ontology annotation, molecular function: bis(5'-adenosyl)-pentaphosphatase activity; guanosine-3',5'-bis(diphosphate) 3'-diphosphatase activity. The record is from RefSeq and is a predicted model, not a curated record. Gene Ontology annotation, biological process: nucleoside phosphate metabolic process; ribose phosphate metabolic process. Gene Ontology annotation, cellular component: chloroplast. Lineage: Eukaryota; Viridiplantae; Streptophyta; Magnoliopsida; Rosales; Rosaceae.
UUCUUAAAACCAACAGGCCCAGUCAGGAGCCAUAGCGAUAUGCAUAAGCAGGGGAGUUGGAAGAUGUCCCCCCCUAUUUGGACGUUAUUAUUGAAUUGAAUGGAUAUAUGCCGAUUCGCUUUGCUUAAUUCCCCACUUCAUCUUCCUCCUUUAUCGAUUCUCAUCAGGCCUCCUGUUCUGUUUCAAUCCUUCCAAACUUGCCCUCCAAAACUCACCAAUUUUUCGAACCUGCUACUCCUCCCCCAAAAGCCCAUCAAUCAUACUCGACUCCUCUGUACCUCCUCCCAUACUUCAUCGCCAUCGCCGUCGUCGUCAUCAAUGGAAGCUCCUCCCCAAGGUUACCGCAGGAAUGUCGGCAUUUGUCUCAUCAACGAUUCUAAGAAGAUUUUUGCUGCUUCAAGGUUAGAUAUACCCAAUGCUUGGCAAAUGCCCCAGGGUGGUAUUGAUGAGGCUGAAGAUCCAAGAACUGCAGCCAUGAGGGAAUUAAGAGAAGAGACAGGAGUAAAUUCAGCAGAAAUUCUUGCAGAGGUACCUUAUUGGUUAACCUAUGAUUUCCCACCAGAAGUUCGGGCAAAACUUCAGCAACAAUGGGGAUCAGACUGGAAAGGCCAAGCACAGAAGUGGUUUCUUCUUAAGUUCACUGGGAAGGAUGAAGAAAUCAAUCUUUUAGGUGAUGGGAGUGAAAAACCUGAGUUUGGCGAGUGGUCAUGGAUGUCAGCAGAACAAAUUAUUGAUCUUGCUGUGGAUUUCAAGAAGCCUGUCUACAAGGAAGUUCUUGCAGUUUUCGCACCCUAUCUUCAAUAACCUAGGGUUGAGGGACCCUGAUUGAAUGAUUUGAAUGACGUGGUCAAAUUCCCGAAUGAAACCUAUGUCAACCAUAUGCCAAUGCCUUAAUGCCAAGGUCGACUCAGAUGCUAGCUGAGAUAGUUGGAAGGGAUAAUAAAGCUCCGAAUAUAACAGUAAAGAUACCUUUCAAGUUUCAAACUGCAGCUGGUCUGAUACUUUGAAAGGUCCGAAGUUAUGUUCUCUGUAUAUUAGGAAUAUGUUUAUAAGAG